UGCUCAUUUUGUGGUAACAUUUUCCGCGGGAACCGCACUGCGCGCUACUCUCAUUUGUAAAAUAGCAGUAAAAUCUGGAAAGGCCAUUAUAAAACAACUUUGUCUGACUCCGUUUCACCACUCAGAUUUUGGUUGUGGUAUAGUGCCAUUAAUGCCCUAAAUUCAUUACCAUAUCAGUUAACUAAGUUGGUUUUCGCCAACCUUUUAGAACUGAAAGUUGUCUAAUACAAAGGACAAAAGUAAACGCGUAACUUUUCUCUUGUUAUUUUGAAUAUGAAUUUGCAAAGGCUGCGGAUUUUUAAUCUAUGGAGGAACGUUAACCAUGUGUCUACUCGUUUUUCACAUCCACAUAAACCAAACUUUAUUCAAUCAACAGCACUGACAAAGACAAAAUAUUUCCUUGGAUUAACUGAUAAACUACGAUAUUCAAACAUAACCCUUCGUAUUUCUGGUGAAAACUUAUUCAUAAUCUGUGCGGAAUACCCCGUAUUUGAGGAUUUUGUGCAACAUCUUAAACUCCCAGACACGUUUCAAACGUGGUUCUCAUUAACCACACUACACAUAUGGAUGUGCUACGUGCGUCUACGCCAAGAAGGACAAGAAGGGUAUCUCAUAAAAAAAUGGAUGGAUAGAGCUCUUUGGGAAGAUAUGAAACACAGAGUGCGUGCAUUCAAAAUCUUAACGAAAAGCCAUAAGCAGAUUAAAGUCUUUCGUGGGCAAUACUUUGGCAAUAUGGUCGGAUAUGAUGAAGCUUUACUAUCCUGCUUAGACUCACAUUUAGCUAGUGCAUUGUGGAGUAAUAUAUGGUUCUGUUGUCCAACAACUACCUUUCAAGAAAUCGAGAUAUUGAUUAAGUAUGUCAGGAAACAGUUAGAACACUUGGAAAAAAUCCCGUCAGAUGUUUUUCUUGGACACGGUACUCCAACGUUUUUACCAUUAAUGCAAGAUGAAAUAGAUGUUUCCCUUGCUAAAGAACGUGUGAGAUAUUGUUUAACUUUUCCCGAACAUCUUAAAUAAAUAAAACAUUUUAAAAUAUCUAUUAAUUUU
This is a messenger RNA of Schistosoma bovis, 1047 nucleotides long. The record is from the annotation of a GenBank genome assembly. NCBI's taxonomy places the organism in Eukaryota, Metazoa, Platyhelminthes, Trematoda, Strigeidida, Schistosomatidae.